Tremella mesenterica DSM 1558 is the source of this 588-nucleotide messenger RNA. RefSeq lists its product as uncharacterized. The record is from RefSeq and is a predicted model, not a curated record. NCBI's taxonomy places the organism in Eukaryota, Fungi, Basidiomycota, Tremellomycetes, Tremellales, Tremellaceae. The transcript has 3 exons. The annotation marks the transcript as partial.
UUCAGUACGGAUAAACCUCCGAGUAUGAAGGAUUUGUUCGAAGCUAGUUUGAUGGAUGUUAUCGAUGAGAAUGGAGAGAGAGUGAGGUUUGGGGAUCUGGUCAGGGGUAAGAGAACGAUAGUGGUUUUCAUCAGACAUUGGUACUGCCCUCUCUGUGCGCAAUACCUCAACUCGAUCAUUUCUCAGGUAUCUCCCCAAGCUCUUGAAAAAGCCAAAGUGGAUUUGGUGAUCAUCGGGAAUGGUAGUUACAAAAUGUUAGCAGGUUACAAAAAAUCAUUCCGAUGUCCAUUCCCAAUUUACACCGACCCUUCUUUGACCCUCUACCGAAUUCUCGGUCUAACACGUCAAACCACUUCCACCGGACCUUCAUCUUCUUCUGGAGAUUACCUAGUUCAAACACCUUUACAAUCAACCGCUCAAACUUUAAAAAGAGCGACUAAAAUGUCAAUCUCCUCUCCUGGUUCUUUCUCCCAAAUAGGAGGAGAAUUCAUUUUCGACGGUCCUCUUCAUGUUUCUUUCGCUCAUAGGAUGAAAUAUACAAAAGAUCAUGCUCCUAUUCGAGAUGUAUGUGCUAGAGCUGGGGUUAAG